Amaranthus tricolor (Joseph's coat) is the source of this 3452-nucleotide messenger RNA. Its product is annotated as probable RNA-dependent RNA polymerase 3. The coding region runs from base 330 to 3380 and encodes 1016 amino acids. NCBI's taxonomy places the organism in Eukaryota, Viridiplantae, Streptophyta, Magnoliopsida, Caryophyllales, Amaranthaceae. Gene Ontology annotation, biological process: siRNA processing. The transcript has 21 exons. Gene Ontology annotation, molecular function: RNA-directed RNA polymerase activity. Gene Ontology annotation, cellular component: nuclear RNA-directed RNA polymerase complex. The record is from RefSeq and is a predicted model, not a curated record.
AGAGAGGAAAAGAGAAAGAUAGAAAGAGAAAAGGAAAAGAAGAGAGGAAAAGAGAAAGAUAAAAAGAGAAAGGGAAAAGAAGAGGGAAAUAGAAGAGGAAGAUUGAUUAUAUUAUUUUUUGAAUUGUGAAUCACAAUUACAAACCUUUAUACAUCCAAGUUAGUCAAUUAACUAACUAUAGACAAUUAACUGUAACAUAUUUCAAAUUUGAAAAAUUUAAAUUCAAUACAACACAAAUCCAAUUACUCCAUAAAAAAAUUUCCAUUUUUAUCUUUCCCAUAAUCAAACAGUUGAAUUCUCCAAUACCCAUUUUGUGUUACCCAAGAACAAUGGCAGAAUGUCCACUUCCACUGUCAGUGGAAAAUUUGAUAACCAUCAUUUGUAAGGAACAAUCUCAACCUCCACCUGAUAUACAUGCAAGAAGAGAACUUGCUAGUUUGGGUGAAGAACAAUCAAGGGUGAUUCUGGAAAAAAUUAGAAAAUGUAAAAUUACAAAAUCAUUUUCUGGGUUUAUUGUUUUUAUGAGCAAACAAGCUAGAAAUACUACUGUAAUGGCUACUCAAUUGGGUUCUUUCUCUCCUGAUUUGAGAUCACUUACUCCUAUUUCUCCUCCUCAUUCUGAAGAAAGUAAUUAUCUUUCUGAUUCUGGUGAUUCUGCUGCAUCUGGAAGCUCUGUUUCAUCAGGAGGAGCUGCGUCUGUUGUAUCUUUCUUGUCUGAUAAAUUAGCUUCAAUAAAAUUGAAGUCAUUGAACUUAUUUGGCCUUUCCAAGCUUCACAAACCUAGUCGUGAAUUUAUGGCUUUGGAGAAAUUGGGUUUUCAAAGAACUUUCCUUGUUUUAAGUUACAUCGGAGGAAAAAUUGAGGAUGUAGCUUCAGUUCGUGAAAUUAAAAAACUUGUUGCUGAAAGUGAAAAACUUACAAUGGGAUCGUUUGAGAACCUGGUGUGGAAUAGAUAUGGUGAUCAAUAUUGUCUCCUAAAGGAUCGAAUUAAGUAUAGCACGUGGGGCUCACCUGGACAACACUACUUCUAUCACUGUCGUGUUCAAUGUGAUGGUAGUUAUUGUUUCAAGGGUCCUUUUUUAAACAAUAGAACAAGUCUACUCCAGAAAAUUUUCAAAGAAGAGAAUGUUUUGAUCGUAAAGUUUGUGAACGAGGAAAAGGGAAAAUCAAAAUUGAGUAGAGGUCCAUCUUCUUCAUUUGCUGCUUAUGAAAGGAUUGCAAGAGAAGGAAUAUACUUUGGUCAGAAGAGCUACCAGUUCUUUGCUUUCAAAGACGGCAGAAGAGGAGAGAAGGACAACAUAACAAGCUCAGUGAAAUGUUACUUUGUUAAUAUGGACACCUUUGCACCACUCUAUGACAUUCAUAGGUGCCCACGUCAAGCAAGAUCUGUUUUCAUGCAUUUGGAUACCCUACCCAGCUUGUCCAAGUAUGCAGCUAGGCUUGAACUCAUACUUUCAAAAACAAUUACUUUACCAAUGAAUCUAGAUGCUCUUAAUAUUGAGGUCCUUGCUGAUAUAAAGUGUCAACUUGCAGAUGGUUCUGAUGUCAUGGGUGAAGAUGGGAAAGCACUUAUACACACUGACGGAACUGGAUACAUAUCGGAGGAUCUAGUUCGUGGGUUUCCUUGGAAUGAUUUCAACAAACUAAGUGAUCAUAGUUUUGAGAGAUAUCAUGUCGAUGGAUUGGAGCUCAAUGAGUUACCUACACAAUCACCUGAGCUGCCUUUAUUGCUGCAGUUCCGUUUAUUCUACAAGGGUUAUGCUGUCAAGGGGACUGUCCUUGUUAAUCGCAAGAUUCCACAAAGAACAAUUCAGGUCCGACCAUCAAUGAUCAAAGUUUGUAAAGAUCCAGAACACAUACAAUCUCAUAGCGUGAAUUCAUUUGAGGUUGUGGCCACAAGUGGUCGACCAAAGAAGUCAUACUUGUCACGAUAUUUAGUUUCCCUAUUGCACUAUGGUGGAGUUCCAGAAGAGUUUUUCAUAGGCAUACUAAGAAAUGCAAUUGAUGAUGCUCAAGCUUCUCUGACCAACAAGCGAGCGGCUCUUCAAGUUGCUCUUGAAAGUGGGGAUAUGGAUGAUGAGCGCUUGAUUGCAAGGAUGAUACUAUGCGGAAUUCCUCUGCAUGAACCAUAUCUGAAGACACGUUUAAAUUUCCUCACUGCUCAUCAGAACAAGAGCCUGAAAGGAGGGAAGCUUCCCAUUGGUGAAAGCUUCUACCUUAUGGGUACUGCUGAUCCGACAAGUACCCUUCAAAGUGGAGAAGUUUGCAUUAUUCAUGAAAACGGACAAAUUUCUGGCAAGGUUUUGGUAUAUCGUAAUCCAGGCAUUCAUUUUGGAGAUAUCCAUGUUCUCACUGCGAGACAUGUAGAAGGUUUGGAAGAGAUAGUUGGAAACUCAAAAUAUGGUAUUUUCUUUCCCAUUAAAGGCUCCAGGUCACUCACUGAUGCAAUGGCUGGUGGUGAUCUUGAUGGAGACAUGUAUUGGGUGUCACGGAACCUUGACCUAUUAAAAUAUUUCAAACCAAGUGAACCUUGGAUAGGUACUAACAAUUCAUCAAGUUCCCACCAGAAGAUACCAAAGGAACUUUCUGAUGAGGAGUUGGAGCAUGAGCUUUUCUCCCAUUUCCUGAGUACAAGGUCUCAAUCAAGUAAAGCUAUGGGAAUUGCUUCCAACAACUGGUUGGUACACAUGGAUCAGCUUUUAACUCUGGAGGACAAAUAUAUCAAAAAGAGAGAAUGCUUAAAAGAAAAAAUGCUGAAAUUAGUGGACAUUUACUAUGAUGCACUGGAUGCGCCAAAGACUGGUGUAACGGUUAAUGUUCCACGGGAGUUGACCGUAGAAACUUAUCCUCAUUACAUGGAGAAGACAUCGCUGCCUAGUUACCAUUCAGAAUCUAUUUUGGGGAAGAUUUAUGAUGAAGCACACAAAUGGGAAGUUGAGACUCCUCCCAUCCCAGUUUGGAAGCUAUCACUUUUAAAUGUUGAAGUUCCUGAAACAAACUUGAAGACAUGGCACCAUCUUUACAAAAAGUACCGUGCUGAUAUGACUUCCGCAUCCAACAUUGUUGACCUAGAACAAAGGAGGGAAAAUCAAAAUAAAGUGGUACUGAAAUACAAAAAGAUACUAUAUGAAGCGACAGACUUUGAAAAGUGUUCAAGAGAAUGGGAGGCAAUCUGUUUUGAUGCAUUAGCAAUAUAUAAUGUAUCGUAUGAUUAUGCGAAGCGAAUUGAUGAUGCAAAGAAAUGUGGCUUUGCUUGGAGAGUAGCAGGUGAAGCUCUGUUGAAGAUACUCAAUGAAGGUCAAGCUGAGAAACCCUUAGUUUGUUUGCCUUCAGUGCUCCAGGAAAUUUUAACUAGGAAAACUGUCGAUGAAAAAAUGUAGAAAGUGUAAUUAUGAUUAAGGUACAAUGUACAUUAUUCUAUCUUAUAACGUGAUUGUCAUUUCAAGUUAUAA